UUGUAUAAAAGCCUUGAAAUGACGAAGUCAUGCUCAUACUAGUGAAUGAGUUAGAACUGUCAGGCGGAACUAAAAAAUCAUGUCUCGCACAACGAUAAUAUUACUUGCUGUAUUGGCAAUAUUUGCUACAGACAUGCUUGCAACAGAACUUGAAUGUACUCGUGAAAAUGAAGAGUAUCAAUGUGGAUCGGCCUGUCAAACAACUUGUAGAAAUUUGGGUCAAAAUUGUUCUAUAGUAAACAUUAAAUGUAAUGAUGCUUGUUAUUGCAAGGAAGGAUACGCAAGAAUCACUGACGAUAAUAGCCCAUGUAUCCCUAUAAAAAAUUGUGAAAGUUUAGAGGCUAACUAAAUUAUUGUGUUUUGAUUAUCUAUUUUUUAUU
This is a messenger RNA of Monomorium pharaonis (pharaoh ant), 380 nucleotides long. Its product is annotated as inducible metalloproteinase inhibitor protein. The transcript is spliced from 3 exons. Lineage: Eukaryota; Metazoa; Arthropoda; Insecta; Hymenoptera; Formicidae. The record is from RefSeq and is a predicted model, not a curated record. The coding region runs from base 80 to 349 and encodes 89 amino acids.